Loa loa (African eye worm) is the source of this 1753-nucleotide messenger RNA. Its product is annotated as ribonucleoside-diphosphate reductase. Lineage: Eukaryota; Metazoa; Nematoda; Chromadorea; Rhabditida; Onchocercidae. The coding region runs from base 233 to 1330 and encodes 365 amino acids. The transcript has 11 exons. Gene Ontology annotation, biological process: deoxyribonucleotide biosynthetic process. The record is from RefSeq and is a predicted model, not a curated record. Gene Ontology annotation, cellular component: cytosol. Gene Ontology annotation, molecular function: ribonucleoside-diphosphate reductase activity, thioredoxin disulfide as acceptor.
CAAAAAUGGGGUCACAAACAGAAUGAGUGCCAGUGAGUAUUUGCGUCAGAGUCUGAAUUUUAUGUUGGCAACGUUCUCGGCCAACUACGGCCAGAAGGCGCGAAAUUCCCCACGUAUUUGAACUGGAAAUGUAAUUGAAGUUUGUGAGUGUGUGGUGCGCAUUCUGGAAGGAGUCAUUCUUCGGACUUUUGUAAGGAUUUCAGCUGUAUAAUAGCAGCUGUUACUACUAACAAUGCCACUCGAAGAAGUUAAUGUUAACUGUAACGAUUUAUUAAGCGUGAAGGAGAACUUAACGAGUCAGAAGUCGGGACCACCAAGUGGUGCUCCUGAAAGAGCCAUUACAACUUCAAGAUGUGAAUCGAAUGGAGAGAUUUUGUUGGCCGAAAAUCCAAAUCGUUUUGUUAUAUUUCCCAUCAAAUUUCAUGAUAUUUGGGAUUUUUAUAAGAAGGCCUUGGCAUCAUUUUGGACUGUUGAUGAGGUUGAUCUCAGCAAGGAUUACCGUGACUGGGAAAAUUUGAAUGAUGGAGAGCGUCAUUUCAUCUCAAGAGUUUUAGCGUUUUUUGCCGCCUCAGAUGGUAUCGUUAACGAAAAUUUGGUAAAUCGUUUCUCGCAAGAAGUUCAGGUACCAGAAGCACGUUUUUUUUAUGGUUUUCAAAUUAUGAUCGAGAACGUCCAUUCUGAAAUGUACUCCAAAAUGAUUGAUACCUACAUUCGUGAUCAAAAACAAAAGUCUCUCUUAUUCAAUGCAAUUUAUGAAUUCGAAUUCGUCAAGAAGAAAGCUGAUUGGGCAUUAUGUUGGAUUGCUGAUAUAAAAGCCCCCUAUGCGGAACGACUGAUAGCCUUUGCUGCUGUUGAGGGAAUAUUCUUCUCUGGAAGCUUUGCUGCAAUAUUUUGGUUGAAAAAGCGCGGUUUGAUGCCUGGUUUGACGCAUAGCAACGAGCUGAUUUCAAGAGAUGAGGGCUUGCAUCGUGAUUUUGCCUGUCUCUUGUACACUUAUAUUAAAAAUAAGCCUUCAGAGGAAAGAAUUUACCAGAUUAUUCGCGAAGCGGUUGAUAUUGAAAAGGAAUACUUAACGGAAGCAUUACCGGUUGACCUGAUCGGCAUAAACUGCAAGUUGAUGUGUCAAUAUAUUGAAUAUGUAGCUGAUCAUUUACUAACAGAACUCCAUUGUGCAAAGAUGUACUAUUCGGAUAAUCCAUUUGAUUUCAUGGAGCGUAUAUCGAUCGAAGCCAAAACUAAUUUUUUUGAAAAACGUGUCAGCGAAUACCAGAAAGCUGGUGUUCUAUGUAGCGAAGAAGGAAAAAGUUUCAAGUUAGAUUCAGAUUUCUGAUUCUUCUGUGAUCCAUACAGUAUUUAUACCUCACCGUUAAUCAUUUCUUGUGGACGAACUUUUCCGAACUAUCCGUAGUAACAUAUUGUUUUUUGGGUCUAUUCUUACUGCACUUUUCGGCUCAUAGAAGAAAUCCGGAUUGUUCCUUUUUUCAAGCGUUCACUUGUCAUUUCUUUUAGAAUUAAAUUAUUGGAUACAUCAACACCUCUUCUAACUUGUAGCAAAAAUUCUUUCUAACAGCAGCUGCAUCAUACAUUACUGCAAAUCAGUUGAAAGAAGAGCGAGAACAAAAAUAGGGGUUAGAAGAUAAAAAGGAAUAAAAGAAAAAUGAGUCUAUAUGAUUGUCCCUUCCCACAUUAAUGUCGCUGAUGUCUGAGCAUUCCAAAUUACUGAAAUCAGACCUGUCUUCAUCUAGAAUGUCGC